CGCGCGCCCCGCCCCGCCAGGGAUCCCGGGAGCUGUCCGGCCGCCUCGGUGCUGAUCCCGCCGCCGCCCACGGGCCGCUAGCAGCGCAGAGGGCACUAUGAGCGGGGGAGUCUACGGCGGAGAUGAGGUGGGGGCGCUGGUCUUUGACAUUGGCUCCUUCUCAGUCCGCGCUGGGUACGCUGGGGAGGACUGUCCCAAGGCUGACUUCCCCACCACGGUGGGGCUGCUGGCCGCGGAGGAGGGGGGCGGGCUGGAGCUGGAGGGGGACAAAGAGAAGAAAGGGAAGAUCUUCCACAUCGACACCAAUGCCCUGCACGUGCCUCGGGAUGGAGCGGAGGUCAUGUCGCCCCUCAAGAAUGGCAUGAUCGAGGACUGGGAGUGCUUCCGAGCCAUCCUGGAUCAUACCUACAGCAAACACGUCAAGUCUGAGCCAAACUUGCACCCCGUGCUCAUGUCCGAGGCCCCGUGGAACACACGGCCAAAAAAAAAAAUUAAUAUCUAAGAGCUGAUGUUCGAGCAGUACAACAUUCCUGCCUUCUUCUUAUGCAAGACGGCCGUGCUCACCGCCUUUGCAAACGGGCGGUCCACGGGCCUUGUGCUGGACAGUGGGGCCACCCACACCACGGCCAUUCCAGUACAUGACGGCUACGUCCUGCAGCAAGGCAUCGUCAAGUCCCCUCUGGCAGGGGACUUCAUCUCCAUGCAGUGCCGGGAGCUGUUCCAGGAGAUGGCCAUUGACAUCAUCCCACCUUACAUGAUCGCAGCCAAGGAGCCUGUCCGGGAGGGCGCCCCCCCAAACUGGAAGAAGAAGGAGAAGCUCCCCCAGGUCUCCAAGUCCUGGCAUAACUACAUGUGUAAUGAGGUGAUCCAGGACUUCCAGGCCUCCGUGCUGCAGGUCUCAGACUCCCCCUACGAUGAACAGGUGGCUGCACAAAUGCCCACAGUGCACUACGAGAUGCCCAAUGGCUACAACACAGACUAUGGCGCUGAGCGACUCCGCAUCCCCGAGGGCCUCUUUGAUCCCUCGAACGUCAAGGGCCUGUCGGGGAACACCAUGUUGGGUGUGGGCCACGUGGUGACCACCAGCAUCGGCAUGUGUGACAUUGACAUUCGCCCGGGCCUGUAUGGGAGUGUCAUUGUCACCGGCGGGAACACACUGCUGCAGGGCUUCACUGACAGGCUCAAUCGAGAGCUUUCCCAGAAGACCCCACCGAGCAUGCGACUGAAACUCAUUGCCAGCAACAGCACCAUGGAGCGCAAGUUCAGCCCCUGGAUUGGGGGUUCCAUCCUGGCCUCACUGGGCACUUUCCAGCAGAUGUGGAUCUCCAAGCAGGAAUAUGAGGAGGGCGGGAAGCAGUGCGUGGAGCGAAAGUGUCCCUGACGGCGCUCCUCCCCACGCACCUGCUCCCAAGCUCAGAUGGAAGUCCCUUAACCCCAUGCCACAUCGCCCCCUCCUCUUUCCCUCUUGUCUUCGUAAAUGGUGAUGUUUCUGGGUUGAAAGAAGUAAAAAUGUUUUAAGAAAAAAAAA
Messenger RNA from Cercocebus atys (sooty mangabey), 1528 nucleotides. It is a transcript of the gene ACTL6B, whose product is annotated as actin-like 6B. Gene Ontology annotation, cellular component: NuA4 histone acetyltransferase complex; SWI/SNF complex. The transcript is spliced from 15 exons. The record is from RefSeq and is a predicted model, not a curated record. Gene Ontology annotation, molecular function: chromatin binding. Lineage: Eukaryota; Metazoa; Chordata; Mammalia; Primates; Cercopithecidae. Gene Ontology annotation, biological process: nervous system development; regulation of transcription by RNA polymerase II.